GUUUAUUGUGCAAGUCUUUCAUUUUCACAUGUUUUCUUGCUCCAAAAUGUGAGAUGUCAUCUGGCAGAUGUUGGGACGCUCAUAACGCAAAACAUUUCAAAACCAAACCAAAAGUUUCCUCUUAAUUGUUUUUCUUCUUCUGAGCGAACGAGCGUCCGCGAGGGUUUUUCUGCCAUCUGGCCUCCAAAAAUCCGCUCCACAAGAGUAGAACUCGAUUACGUGUCCGCAUAUCUUUUGCCGUUUUUUUUUUUUUUUUUUUUUUUUUUUUUUUUGCUGUGGUCACUUGACAAUUUUGAGUUCACAACGCGCGCUCGUAUGAAAGCGGAUGCGUUAAAACGUGAAGCGGGCGUCGCUCGUCCCGGUGAAACAACGCAAACGGAUGACCGUUGGCGGGCAGUCGGAACGGUCACCGGGGCGGCCUUGUCAAGUUCUCAUUUCAUCUUUUCCGUCCGAGUAUUGAGUCCUGAUACCAGGAGAACUUUUGAGACGUGACGAAUGAGAAUCGCACAAAGACGCAAAGCUCAGCGACGCUAACUCCGCAAAGACGCGGACGCGAAAGGAAGACGUCCCGUGACCGCGGCGCCCGGCGGGCUCCGUCGGCCACGCCCCUUUUGCCGAGCAAACAUCACGUGUCGGCGAGCUGGCGCCGUUUCCGGAUAAACCCGUUUCAGCAAAAACGCCCCAAGCCGACCGAGGCCCUAAAAAUAAUCAACAAUGUGCCCACAGAUGGCACAACAAGAUGGCUGCCAGGGGGGUGGGGGUGGGGGUGGGGGUCUCCAUUGCCGUUCGCGGCUGCGACCGCGUGACUGCGCCGAAAGUUCUCCACUCGUCACAGGACGUUUCUCCCUCAGAACCUUUCAGAAUAAAAGUCUGGUUUGUCUUUUUUCAAGCAGAGCGCCAAGCAACCGUCACCCGCUGUCGACUUCACGCUUCAAAGGCAAAAAUUUGGUCCCUCCCCCAAAACACAAACGUGACCGACGUUCAAUACAGUCAAGGAGUGGUACCGGUACCACCCUUGUAAAAAAAAAAAAAAUCCCUGAAAUAAUCAAGCGAAAGGUUCGACGUGAAAUUCACAACUUUUGUCCCCUUUUCAUCUUUUGAUGUGAAAAUGAAAGAAUGAUCCCGAUACUCUUUGCGCUCGCUAAAUAUUUUUUGCUCCCUUUCACGGCUCGGCCCGUUGCCAUGGAAACAACCCAAACGCCGCUGCUCGGGGAGUGCGCGCGCGCGUGUGUGUGUGUGUGUGUUUAAUAAAUGCGGUCAGCCUCUUUCCAUCGAAUCGAUGAUUCCCCCCCGGUUCUUGCCAACAACAGAAUAUUUUUGCCCGGUGCCGUCCAAUCACUUUUGUGUGUCUUGACGAGGUCCAAUCGCUGGCAGCAAGCCUCGGCGUCGGUUCGUGUUUAGCGACGCCACAAGGGCACUUUGUCUUCUCUGCUGGCUGUUGCCAUGGUAGCGACGCCCCUCCCUCCCACGGUGCCGGCGAGCUUGUGAAGUCAUGCAAAUGAAUCCUGAUGAAGUUCAUUAAGAUCACAACUCAAAGUGAUCAAAGUUGCUUUGAGGAGGAGGCGCAGCAGCUCGGUCUUCAGCUUUCUCCCCCUUCAAAGCGUCCUCGACACGCCUGACGGGCCGCCGCCCGCGCCGUCAAUCACGGCGUCUCGGCGAUCGGCCCGCUCGACUUCGGGCCGUCCCCGGAGGUCGGAGACCACGUCGACGACGCAGUCGGCGGCGUCGCUUUUCGUCAAAAUUGCGGUGAGGUCUGGAAUGAAGAGACAAAGUCCGGGUCGGCUGACGUCCGGCCGCGAAUGCCGAUGCCGAGCCGAGCCCGGGCCGGCACCCCGCCACGCUCUCCCUCCGUCUUGCGCCCGAGACCCUCCCCGGCCCAGAAGCGCUCGACGCUGACGCCCGACCGACGGGAGCCCCUCGUCGCCGUCGCCGUCAUGCCCGGUCGCAGAAAGUCCUCCGUCCCCUUCGUGGUCCGAGUUGACCCGAAGGAGGAGCCGGACGUCGAAAUUUUGGACGUGAAAAUGUUGACGGAAAACAAUCUGAUGGACGAGUCCGAGCCUGUCGCGGAAAGUGACUCCCCUCGGAGUGCGGAUGGGCCGGACCAGGAAAACCUCCAUCCCGGGACAGGAGAAGAGCAGCAGCAGCAGUCGAGAGAGAAGGACGGAGCGUCCCGGUCCGACCACGAGGCGCAGAAGAAAGAGCCCAAAGGCUAUGAGUGCAAAUGUUGCCCGUUCUGGUGUCAGAACCUUAAAGACUUUAAAGACCACGUGGACUCCAGCCACCCUAACGUCAUUCUCAAUCCUUUGUACCACUGCGCCGUGUGUGACUUCAACACCCAAAAAUUUGAGCUUCUCACAAAACACAACGAGAGCCUUCAUCCCGACGAAAGCAACUUCAAGUUCAAGAGGAUCAAGAAGGACAACCAGACCAUCUUGGAGCAGACCAUCCGAGUCCAGGGUCGUCCCCGUCCCGAAGAACAUUGCGGAAGCGACGCCUGGUCGCCCGGCGCCGUCAAAGCGCCGGAAUCCGUCGAGUCGCUCCGCGGGGGCAGCAGAGUCUCCGACCGGAAGGAUCCGAUCGCGGCGCUCAACAUCAACGGCACCGUCAUCAUUCCGGAGCCGUCCAUCCUCCAGAACCGGUCCCACGUCAGCCCGGUGCUCCAGCGCCCGCCCAACAUCAGCUCCCAACCGAAAAUAGCCGUUCCCCUGAACAGCACCAAAUACAACCCGUCCCUGGACCACAACCUGACUCUGAUCACCUCCUUUAACAAGUUCCCCUACCCAACCCACGCUGAGCUGUCCUGGCUAACGGCCGCUUCCAAGCACCCGGAGGACCAAAUCAAAGUUUGGUUCACCACCCAGCGGCUCAAGCAGGGAAUCACUUGGUCCCCGGAGGAGGUGGAGGAGGCCAGGAAGAAGAUGUUCAACGGUUCCAUCCCUGUGGCUCACCGCAAAUUUGCGGCCCCGUCCACGCGUCUCUUCUUUCCCCAGUCUGCCUUCCGACAGCGUCAUUUGCCAAAGGCCACCCCCAAUUCCGUCGGCGUCCUCGUCGCUGAAAACAUCGCCGUCGGUAAACGAUCGCUGACGACUCACUGCGGUCCCGAGUCCAAGAGACCCGUCAUGGCGGUCGCCCCCUGUCAAGAGGGCCCCAAAGACGAGGGCCUCGUGGCUCCUUCUCAAAAGGAGCGCCACCCGCUGGGCGCGCCGUUCCCGAUGGGUGUGAACGCCGUUGUGCCUUUAAUGCCAGGGAAGCUUCUCCCUUUGUCAGGAAAUCCCAAAACCAAACCGGUGGUGUCGCUGCCGUCCAUCGUCUUUCCGGAGUCCUUAACGAGGCCGACGAUCGCGCCGCCGCCCAUCUUUGCCCCGCCGUUUAAAAGCUCCUUACUUCUGCCUCGACUUUCCAAAGAGAGGCUCCCCAACGCUUUGCCGGCCGCAAAGGUGACCUUCCCGAUUUCCCCUCGACUUGUCACUCCCCUCGCCAGGAGGCCCCCCGUCAUCCGGUCCGCGCACAGUCCGGCCAAAGCUCCCGGCGGCGCACCGGGGCAAGAAGAGCAGAGCGCGGAGACGGCGACGCUCAAUCCCGUCGCGGAGGCGGACGGGGCGACGCGGCCGCAGGGCGGCGAGCUUCCGCUCGGAGAGUGCCGCAACAAGUCCUCGGUGCUCACUCAGUUCCCGCUGCUUGAAAGAAUGAAGGGCAAGACGGCAGAGCAGCUGAAGGUCCUGGAGGAGCAUUUCCUGAGGAACAGCUUCAUCUCCCGCAGCGACACGGACAAUCUGGCGCUCGCCACCCGUUUGUCCCACCGGGAGAUCGAGGGCUGGUUUGCCGAGCGUCGGGCGCUCCGGGAUAACCUGGAACUCGCCCUCCUCAACUCGAUGGGCACAAAGAGGACCGAGGCGGACCGGGACGCGACGCUGCCCCUCAAUGGGAUUCAAGAGCAAAGUUUCCGUCUGGAGGAUCUUCCCAAUUCCCGCCCGGCGGUGCUCCUCAAGGACCAUUUUGCUGAAACCGGGGCGACGGCGACCCCUUCGGAGGUUUGGCCCGGACUGGCCCGGCUGGACCUGGCGCGCUGGUUUUGCGACACCCGCUCGACACUGCACGCGGAAUUUUUCCACAGCGGCGGACUGAACGGAAGUCCGGCGCGCCAAGGAAAAAUCGCUGUGUCCGGCUCCCGUGAGCGCUGCCAGGAGGGCGGCGCUAAGGUUCUGGAGGCCGAGCUGAGCCGGCUGAUGGAACCGCACGCUAACUGUCUUAACGUUCUGCAGCACGGCGAGUUACAAGACAGCCUCUCUGCCAGGUGCGAAUAGCGAGAAUCGGAUCCCGCCGCCACGCUGCCGUCGCCUUGGUAACAAGAAGUCUCCGCCCCGCCCCGCCCCACCAUUCCUCCGAAGAGCGAUUGACAGGAGGUGUGUCGGAAAACAGGAUCGGGACCGUUAGCUGGUGCGGCUAACGUGUUUAGUUCCACGUGCGUGGGGGGGGGGAGGGGGGCUGACAGCCAUUUUGAUUCUGAUGCCAACUUUGGGACUUUUGGGAGGCCUGUUGCCAAGGAGACCGAACGACCACACACUCCUCCCUUCUCGCUGCAAGCUUAAGCCCCGCCUUCUCGCUCGGCAACGAACGCCCCGAGUGGGUUGUGCCGCUCCUCUGCUGAAAACGGGGGCGAGGCGCUCACUUUGGUCCCGCGUCGGACGGAACCCCUUUGCGGGGUUCAACUGUUUGCUUUGCUAACCCUUGCGAGCGGACUCGCGACCCAACUGGACCAAAAGGCACAAACGCGUACCGAGCGGCAAAAUCUUUCGGUACUUCUUGUAAGAAACGGCAGGAUCUCAUUUCAAGCCAAGAUUUUUAUACUGACAACAUUUGGACCCAAAAGAAUGGAAUUAGUAGAAUUGCGUUUCUUAAAAAAAAAAAAAAAAAAAAAGUCUUUCUUGCCCAAAAUUCGGACAAAAAAAACCUCUUCAAAUAUGUACAGUAAACGUAUUCAGCAGAAAGAAGAUAAAUACACGCGGCAAUAUUUAGUUUUGCAGUGUUGGCCUGUGCUCGAGCGUGUACUUUGAACGUAGGGAUGCGCCGAUACUGCACGUACGUACGCACGCGCACUUGUAAAAAUGCUCCCAUACCCCGACGGCGCCGUACCCACCGGACUUGGAACUAUUGUUGCGUGAGAAAUCCAAAAGAGGUGCCGAACGGACGGCACGUGGAGCGGCAUUUUCUUUUCUACAGGUCGGCGCUUCAAAAUAGCCCAAAGUUAACAAUUUGACGCCCGUGAACGCACGGCAACUUAUUCACGCUUCGUCUGUCACGCAAUCUCAGCCGCUGAAGUAUGAAUUUGCCGACGUCCGCCGUUGACGGAUUCGGUCGGGGGGAAAUUGCGGUCCCCACUUUUGACUUGACGAAUGUCGAAGUGGGCUCGGUUCCGCCUCGCUCGGCUUGACGCGAGAAUGUUGAUGCCGAGCUAAGGCAUACGCGCCGAUUUGGAACACGUCCCGUCCUACGCGCACGCACGCACGCACACGAUUUUUCUUUCAGGCGCCCCCCCCCCCCCCC
Syngnathoides biaculeatus (alligator pipefish) is the source of this 5544-nucleotide messenger RNA. Its product is annotated as zinc fingers and homeoboxes protein 2-like. Gene Ontology annotation, molecular function: DNA binding; DNA-binding transcription factor activity, RNA polymerase II-specific. The record is from RefSeq and is a predicted model, not a curated record. Gene Ontology annotation, cellular component: nucleus. The coding region runs from base 1800 to 4304 and encodes 834 amino acids. Gene Ontology annotation, biological process: regulation of transcription by RNA polymerase II. The transcript is spliced from 3 exons. Lineage: Eukaryota; Metazoa; Chordata; Actinopteri; Syngnathiformes; Syngnathidae.